This is a messenger RNA of Necator americanus (New World hookworm), 207 nucleotides long. RefSeq lists its product as uncharacterized. The transcript is spliced from 2 exons. The coding region runs from base 1 to 207 and encodes 68 amino acids. Lineage: Eukaryota; Metazoa; Nematoda; Chromadorea; Rhabditida; Ancylostomatidae. The record is from RefSeq and is a predicted model, not a curated record.
AUGAACUUGAAUUAUUCUACCUUUCUGUCUCAUCUGUGGUCGAAUAGAGAAGGAAGCGAACACAUUUUAGUUUUGGGAGUAUGUUCUUUUUUUCUUUCGUUCAUCUACUCUUUCUGUAUGAGCUCGGACUUCUACGAUCUCCUGAACUAUUCUAAUUUUUGUAUCACCAAUUGCCUGGAACCCACCAAAAAGGAGCGACAGCCUUGA